Messenger RNA from Naegleria lovaniensis, 1518 nucleotides. RefSeq lists its product as uncharacterized. Gene Ontology annotation, molecular function: 2-(3-amino-3-carboxypropyl)histidine synthase activity. Gene Ontology annotation, biological process: protein histidyl modification to diphthamide. Bases 1 to 1518 code for a protein of 505 amino acids. The record is from RefSeq and is a predicted model, not a curated record. Lineage: Eukaryota; Heterolobosea; Eutetramitea; Acrasida; Naegleriidae. The transcript is spliced from 4 exons.
AUGAGUGCUCUCACUAAUGAUGGUUCUGGUGCCAUUCAACAAACUGUUUCACUUUCGCAGGACUCUCAUAGCUACACGUGUUUGAGUCGACAUUUAGAUGAGUAUACCAUUGAACAAUUUGAUGAGUGUUAUAAAAUUGCGGAAAGCGUGGAUAUUAUUAUUCGGAAUGGGUUCAAGACUGUGGCGUUACAAUUUUCCGACGACUUGUUGAUGGAUGCAUCUUUGGUAUCUUUUCAAUUGAAAAAUCAUUAUCAUCGGAGAAUGGAAAGAGAUCAAUCCAAUGAUACCAUGAAUGGUAGAAAUGAAAGUAAUCAUGAAGAAGUACCUGUCGGAGAUAUUGAAGAUUUCAAUACUCAUUCAACACUUUCGCUACUUUCUCAGCUUGCUAUAAAUUCAGAGUAUACUAAACAGCAUCAUCUAGGAAAUGAUUCGAAUCAUUUGAGAGUUUAUAUAUUGGGAGAUACCUCAUAUGGAAGCUGCUGUGUGGAUGAGGUUGGAGCACAACAUAUUUUCGCAGAGUUUAUUAUUCAUUACGGAAAUGCUUGUCUUCAACCAGUCAAGAGAACACCAGUUUUUCACGUUUUUGGAGUUAAUUAUAAAUUAGAUGUAAAUGAAUGUGCAAAGGCAUUGAACAAUUUUGUUGAAGAGUCGCAAGAGGAGAAGUUAUCGUUAUUUAUGACUUGUAACCAAAUAUUUCCAAAACCAAGUGAGAAGGCCAGAUUCUUUUUCAUUGGAGAGUUAGGAUCUUUUAUUACUCAAUUCAUGAUGGAAUAUAAUACUCAUUCGUUUAAAGUUUAUUCUGGCUACAAGAACAAGAUAGAAAAUGAUAGCAUGGCAGGUAUAUCAAGAACCUUGGCAAGAAGAUUUGCCCUCGUACAAAAAGCAAAAGAAGCUCAAGUGUUUGGAAUUUUAGUGGCUACUGUAUCUGUUGAGAAUUACUUGAAAAUGGUAGAAUAUGUGAAGCGACUCAUUAUUGACAACAACAGAAAAUUCUAUCUAUUUUUCGUAGGAAAAUUGAAUGUACCCAAACUAGCUAAUUUUAUGGAGAUUGACAUGUUUGUCCUUAUUGGAUGCUCUCAAAAUUCACUUAUUGAAUCUAGAGAAUAUGUGAAACCAAUUAUCACUCCUUUCGAGCUCGAGUUGGCGUUGAAGUAUGGCAAAGAGUGGACAGGUUACUAUCAACUGGAUUUCAAUAGACUUUUCGAGGAUGAAGACCAUGAGUCUCCACUGCAACAGCCACAAGAUGACACAGAGUCGUAUUCUGUCUCCUUAAUUUCAGAGAUUCUCAAGAGCAAAGACGAUGGUAAAUCUCUGGUCUUGCAAGAACAGCAGCAACGUCAACUGGUUCAAUCUCAAUACACUCCCUCGAUGCUCUUUUUGAAAAAUAGAACGUACAAAGGUUUAGGUCAAGACGCAGACGACGAUCAGAAUGAAGGUGACAAUCCUCCAGCCACCUAUGCCACUAUUGAACAAGGUAGAAGCGGAAUUGCAUCCUCAUACUCUGACGAACGGCAUUGA